Molecule: messenger RNA, 1847 nt
Organism: Ictalurus furcatus (blue catfish)
Lineage: Eukaryota; Metazoa; Chordata; Actinopteri; Siluriformes; Ictaluridae
Gene: cacng6b
Product: calcium channel, voltage-dependent, gamma subunit 6b
Exons: 4
Coding region: 560-1351 (263 amino acids)
Biological process (GO): regulation of calcium ion transmembrane transport via high voltage-gated calcium channel
Cellular component (GO): L-type voltage-gated calcium channel complex; membrane
Molecular function (GO): calcium channel regulator activity
Source: RefSeq, a predicted model, not a curated record
AACUGUAAAUAACUUUUUAAAAAACUACAUGAACUGUAAUAAUUUUUCUUAAAGCAUUCUUUCAGCAUGAAUUUUGUGUGUGUGUCAAAUUGUGUAGUUUGUCACUCAUCAGUUGUACAUUAAUGAGUUACAUAAUGUAAUUCAUUCUUCUUAAGAUCUGAAAUACUCAGUGUGUUAUUUCAUUUCUUUCAGUCUCUUCAAUGAGGACUGUGACUACUGAUCUGGAAGAUCUUCUUGUAUUCACUCCCGUCUCAUCCUUCCAUUAGUUAGUUUGUUUGAUCUCCCCUAACUUUACUGCACUGCUUACCUCUUAACUUUGUCCUUUCAUUGAAUUUAAUCCCUCAUUCAUUUUUCCUUUAUACAUUUUCAUUCUGAUUCUUUAUAUCAAUUUCUCAUCAAUCUCAUACCUAACUUAAUUUAUAAUUUAACCCACUUAAUUUAUUAUUAUUAUUAUUAUUUUUUAAAAUCUUUAUAUUCUUAAAUUUUUUCUACAAGGGAUUUGUUUAAUCCCUUUUGUUUAUUUUUACAGCCUUCAACUCUGUUAAAUUCAUCGGGUACAAUGUGGUCUAACUAUUUCAUGCAGUCUGAAGAUGAUGCACGAGUGGGUGGGCAUGUAGGAAUCGGGGCUGGGGGAGGGGGUGGGCGCAGUAAAACCAGAGCCAGAUCCUCACAUAUGACUGAGGGCCAAGAGGGCAAGAUCAAGAUGGCAUUUUUUGUGGCCAUUGUGGGAGUGACUUUGACCGUGCUGGGCGUGGGUGCCGAAUUCUGGGUGGAACUGGCACAGCCCAAACACUUCCAAAACAACCAAUCAUGUCAGUUGGUGCACUAUGGCCUGUGGAAGGCCUGCACACGCACACUCUGGGUGUCCGACAUUGACCCGGAGAGAGACAGUUGUGGCCCUGCAGAGCUGCCUGGAGAGUCUAACUGCACAUAUUUUAAGUUCUACACUUCGGGAGAAAAUGCUGUUAUUUUUAAGAAAACAACAGAUAAAAAUUUGAGUCUGGCAUCAGCGAUGUUGGCAGUGUUCAGUUUGUUUUUAAUGAUGAUGGGUUCCGUGUGUAUUAUUAUGUCUCUCACGAAGAGUGUACCUUUCCUCCUCAAGCCUGCUUCUGUCUGCUUCCUCAUCUCAGGCAUCCUGAUCCUGCUGUCCAUCUUAGUUUUCCACCAAUCAGUACUGGCAUUGCUGGCGAGUGAUCACAGUGUCCCUCUGCACUAUGAGUUCUCCUGGUCAGUGGCAUGUGUAGGCUCAGCCGGGGCCAUCCUUCUUGUUGGCGGCAUUCUCUUCCUGUUGUUUUCUUUACCCUUUAAUCCUUUCAGGAAAUGCAUAAUGCACCAAAACAACAGUGCCUAGCAAACUGAACUCUUUUAUUUUAUUUAAUUUUUUUUUUACUUAUAAAUAUGCUUAUAAAUACUUAUAAAUAUUUAUAAAAAAAAUGUACUUAUAAAUACUUAUAAAUAUGCUGACAGAAUUAAAGACUAACAGGUUGCAACGACUGGCAAUGGUACAUAAAAUUGUAUGAUUUCUGCCAAUUUAUUGACACCAAAAUUAGAUUUUAGAAAAUGCUGAAUUAAGUGGCCACUUUAUUGGGUAAGCUACAUGAAACAUUAGAAUAAGCUAUAUGAAAAAUAGCUUGUGUUGUUUGAUUUUUAUUAGAUAAUAGACACCAGCUGUUAGUCAGCUGUUACUGUUAAGGGACAUAAUGAUCUUCAUCAUAAGCUGCAUUCUUGAUGCCCAGGAUCUCCACUCUGAAUGUUCUUCCUUCUUAUCUCAAAAUCUCCACACACUUCCACUGUAAAGUUGGAAAAAAGUAAUUUGUUGUUUGAUUUUUGUGUGAAUAUAACAAGUA